Molecule: messenger RNA, 588 nt
Organism: Penicillium arizonense
Lineage: Eukaryota; Fungi; Ascomycota; Eurotiomycetes; Eurotiales; Aspergillaceae
Exons: 3
Coding region: 1-588 (195 amino acids)
Source: RefSeq, a predicted model, not a curated record
AUGUCCCAACGUAGCGCACACGGCUGGCCAGAAUGGGAGGAGAAGAAUCUUCUCCCAUGGUUGGAGGCCCAUCCGGAGCUGUCGUGGAAAGCCCUUUCCGAGGCAUAUUAUGAAGAAUAUCAGGUGCAUCGAAGCGUUGAAUCUUUACGAGGCAAAAAGUACCAUAUUCUGCGGAAGCAGAGUCGCACUGGCGCCAAAGCUUCCCAAAGUCCAGGCAAACCAAGGCGAGCCGUUGCCGUACGACGCUCCGUGGUCGACAGCGCUUCACAGUCGAGUCUUUCAGCCAAGACCCCUGCCCAAAGAAACAUCGACAAAUGGUUCCAAACAAUUCUAGCGGCCGACCCUAACCAGCCUGAUGACAGCAAAAAGCCAACUCAAACGAACUCAAUUUCAGACCGCUUGACGCCAGCACCGCUUCCGAGCCGGCCUAAAAGAACACGGUCGUCAUCCUGGAGGUGGGACUAUGUGCAUCGUGCUGGAUCGCUACACUGCGAUGUCCAAGGAACAGUGGCCAACUAUCUUGAUAAACAAGUCCUGGUGCAUGUUCCUACAUCAAAGGCUGUGAUCAGCAAUGAAGCCUCAGCAUGA